Molecule: messenger RNA, 174 nt
Organism: Dictyostelium discoideum AX4
Lineage: Eukaryota; Evosea; Eumycetozoa; Dictyosteliales; Dictyosteliaceae
Exons: 2
Coding region: 1-174 (57 amino acids)
Source: RefSeq, a predicted model, not a curated record
AUGUCAAUCUUUGCCUCAAUUGUUUCAAUCUCAAAAGUUAACAACAAAAAGAAUUCAACAGCAGUUGGUUCAUCAGAAAAUAAAAUUCAAUACUCAACAAGUCAAGUUUCUGGUGGUCUUGUAAGUGAUUUACUCUGCGAUAUUGCUGUUACUUUGGAUAAAGCUGGCCUCUAA